This is a messenger RNA of Hemibagrus wyckioides, 821 nucleotides long. Its product is annotated as transmembrane emp24 domain-containing protein 6-like. The record is from RefSeq and is a predicted model, not a curated record. Lineage: Eukaryota; Metazoa; Chordata; Actinopteri; Siluriformes; Bagridae. The coding region runs from base 87 to 797 and encodes 236 amino acids. Gene Ontology annotation, cellular component: endoplasmic reticulum; Golgi apparatus; endoplasmic reticulum-Golgi intermediate compartment. Gene Ontology annotation, biological process: endoplasmic reticulum to Golgi vesicle-mediated transport; Golgi organization; intracellular protein transport. The transcript has 4 exons.
CAGGGUUAAUAAUCUGCUACAGUUUCAAAGAGAGGCUCAAAAACUUCUUCAGUGAAUAAACCAGUCAGUGGAUCCAUAUCUUUAUAAUGUCCGGGAAAGAUAUUAGUGUUGUCCUGUUUUUACUGAUCUUAGGAUGGGAUUGUGGAAAAGCGAUAAAAGAACUGAGUGACCAGGAGGUGUUCUGGGGAGCGGACCAGUACGACUUCGCCAUUGUGCUGCCUGCUUCAGACAUCGAGUGCUUCUGGCAUUUUGCACACCAAGGCGAACAUUUUUAUCUCAACUUUAUGGUACAGUGGGCAACAGGGGUGGGUGUUGAUAGACACCUGUCAGCCACUGUAAAUGCUCCAAGUGGCCUUAUCAUGGGUUUAGUAGAUGAAGCCACAGGGGAGAUUGCCUUCAAUGCUAAAGAGACUGGCUUUUAUCAGAUGUGCUUUAGCAACUUCCACAACCGUUUUGGCAGCAUGCAGAUCUUCUUGAACUUUGGUGUGUACUACCAGGAUUCAGGGAAUUCCAAGAAAGAUGACAAUGGGGAACAGUUGAAUAGCACACUCAAUACCAUCGACGUCAGCUCCAACCGGCUGCAGUCUUCUGUCUUCCACAUGUGGCGUUACUACAGCAUCGAGCGCAUGAGAAGAGCAACUGAUUAUUACCUGCUCCAAUCCAACUCGAGCUACAUCAGCACCUGGUCGGCUGCGCUCAGCCUCGUCAUUAUCCUGGCUGGAUACCUGCAGCUCUUCUUCCUAAAAAGGCUUUUCAACACCAAACAGACCACAGAGACGGAAAAACCCCGCUGUUGAGCAACACUUCAUAAAUGAUGGUCG